UCUGUGGUAAGUGCAUGUUGAGAGAGAACAGAAAGAUGAUGCGGUGAAAAGGGAGCAAAAAAAAGGGGGUAAAAACAGGAUUUCCUACACACUGGUAUGUGCCGCUGCCUACGUUACUAUAUAAUCUCACAGGAGAAAAGUCAUCUUCAGUGAGUCUUACCUCCACAGGACCGCAAACGCUGACAGACGCCCUUCGGACCUCACCCAGGGAGGAAAUAUUACACUAUUUGAGUAACAAUCCCGAGGAGAUUGUGUGAUUCUGGACGAAACGAAAGUACGCCGCAAUUCCACCAGUCAGUCUGUUGCCUGCCUAUCAUCCCCUGGGUCAGAGAUGACUGCCUCCAAGCCCCUGUUCCUCUCAGCCAUUAUGAUCCUCAGCAUCUCCUCUUAUAUGCUCCACCAGAGGCUCCUACUGCUGGCUCAGACAGGGACCGCUCAUCAACACGAACCCAGGAACCUCACCAUCCUGCUGUGGCACUGGCCCUUCGGCCGUCCCUACAGCCUGGAGGGAGAUGUGUGCAGCGACGAGUACGCUAUCCCAGACUGCCUCCUCAGUGACAACACCUCCCUGUUCCCCCAGGCAGACGUGGUGGUCUUCCACCACCAUGAGCUGAAGACAGGCCGCUCUGCCCUGCCUCUCCACCUCCCCCGGUCAGUCUCCCAGCGCUGGCUCUGGCUGUCCCUUGAGCCCCCGGUGCACAAUGGCAACCUGACCCAGUACAACGGACUGUUCAACUGGACCAUGAGCUACCGAGGCGACGCUGACAUAUCCAUGCCCUAUGGGAAGAUAGUUCCGGUUCCACAUAACGGUAUCAGUAACGGUAGCAGCUAUGUGAUCCCCAAGAAGGGGGCUUGUCUGGCCAGCUGGGUGGUCAGCAACUACAGGCCGGACCAUGCCAGGAGUCAAGUCUACCAGAGCCUGAGGAAGUACAUUCCCAUAGAGGUGUAUGGACACUGGUCAAAGAGGCCACUGACCGACCAAAGGCUGAUACCUACCAUUGGCCACUGUAACUUCUACCUGGCUUUUGAAAACUCAGUGGCAUUGGACUACAUAACUGAGAAGUUGUGGAGGAAUGCCUACCAAGCAGGGGCAGUACCUGUGGUUCUGGGGCCCACUCGGGCUAACUAUGAGGCCCUUGUGCCACCAGGCUCGUUCAUCCAUGUCAGUGACUUCAAUAGCACAGAGGGGCUGGCUGUCUUCCUACAGCAGUUGGCCACAGACAGAGGACGCUACGAGGGUUACUUCAAGUGGCGUCAGACACAUAGAAUCAAGAUGUACACAGACUGGAGAGAGAGGCUCUGUAAUAUCUGUGUCAACUAUCAAAGACUACCAGGUAACAAGGUGUACUACGAUCUGGAGGCAUGGGCCAGUAGAUAACAUCACAGAUGCUUUUGCUACUGUAGGUUGUUUUGUACUACAAUAUGUUCAAGAACUUGUACAGUAGCCUGUUUUUUCCCCCAUGCAAAACAGCAGUCUGCAGUGAAACUUGAAAUGCAUUCAGUGCUUCUGCACCUGCAUUGCUUGCUGUUUGGGGUUUCAGGCUGGGUUUCUGUACAGCACUUUGAGAUAUCAGCUGAUGUAAGAAGGGCUAUAUAAAUACAUUUGAUUUGAUUUGGUUCAGUCCUGGUGGUGGGCCACUUUCCCAUCAUCUUGAUGACAUUACAACAUUGACUUUUGUUCCCUAAUUCAGAAACACCACAGGAAAGGGAAGUCAUUCCUCUAACACCCAUAUUUCUGACACAAUAAAUGUUUAGUUCAUAUGUUAGAUGCUUUGAUUUAUUAUUAGUAGUACGUAGUAUGUGUUUUUUUCUGGAGCUAAUCAGGUUGACAAAUGUGGGUGGGCAAGUGGGAGGGAUAGGGAAGGCUCAGAGGACAAACAAGGGAUUUUCGGGAUUCAGAGCGGUUUCACUUUUGUAAAAAUGUAUGCUUUUUAAAACUUCAAUAAAAAAAGGAGGGGAAAAAAUGGAAAUAAGGAAAUGACACAACCGUGCAGGCUAGCUAGACCAUGAUGCAAUUGUAAUGGCACAAGACAAUGUCUUUCCCGGCAGUAAUAUUGAAUCUAUGAAAGCUUACCCUCAAUAUUAUUGUCGGGAAAGACAACAUUGUCUUGUGCCAUUACCAUUGCACCAUGGUCUAGCUAGCCGACACGGUUGUGUCAUUUCCUUAUUUCCAUCAUUUUCUUUUUCGUCCUUUUUUAUUGAAGUUUUUUUUUAUUGAAGUUUUAAGCAUACAGUAUAGUUCAUACCCUUUCUUUAGGCAUAAUGACUAAUGCAAGUCAGUUGCCAACCUUAGCAUGACUUACUCGAUUUAAGCCCUUGGCUCUUAUGGGGAGAAUAGGCUGAUGAAUGUCCUCCAUCACACUUGGUUCAGGGUUUUCCAGAUCACACCAAUUGAGGCUGUUCUCUCUCCUCCCAAGUCCUUCUGGGUCAACCCCUGUUUCUUUUCCCCUGAAAAAGAAUAGUAAACCAUAAACAAAAUCCCUGUGCCAAUACUCACGCAAUCCCUCUCAGAGAGAUUACUGUGCAUUAAAAGUUCUGCAUGUCACUCAAUUCAAACUACCUCCUCUGUAACCUGAUGUAACUGUAUGACCAAUAGUGAUGCAUAUUAUUGGAUUUCUAGUUCCAAUGAAAGUUACACACACCAACGUUGCAUCUCAAAUGGUACCCUAUUACCUACAUAGUGAAAUUUAUAGGGAAUAGUGUGCCAUUUGGAAUACACACUUAGUUUCUGGAGAUGUUGCUUUAUAAUCUCUAUAUCUAUGGAUUCAGGGAACAAUAAUUGACCACUAUGCACAUAUAGCUCUGGCCACCAGAUGUCAUGAUUGCCUAAAAACUGAAUAACAUAUGGAAACAAUAAAGAUAUGCUUUUUACAUUU
This is a messenger RNA of Oncorhynchus nerka (sockeye salmon), 2876 nucleotides long. Its product is annotated as alpha-(1,3)-fucosyltransferase 7-like. Gene Ontology annotation, cellular component: membrane. Gene Ontology annotation, molecular function: alpha-(1->3)-fucosyltransferase activity. Bases 332 to 1378 code for a protein of 348 amino acids. The transcript has 2 exons. The record is from RefSeq and is a predicted model, not a curated record. Lineage: Eukaryota; Metazoa; Chordata; Actinopteri; Salmoniformes; Salmonidae.